CAUUUAAUAACCUUUAUAUCAUUUGGUACCCUGAGUAAAAUGUUUGAAGACUACUUCUCUAUUCAGAUUUUCUUCAUCAUAUUCAGAGAAACUCUUGAAACGGCCAUUAUCGUUUCGGUUCUUCUUGCCUUUAUCCAUCAAAGAUUCGGUGAAGAUGUUCCUGAGACUUCCAUUAAGGUGACCAAGGCUCGUGAAGAUAUGCGUAAAAAGCUCAGCUUUCAAGUAUGGAUGGGUGCUGUUAUGGGUCUAGUUGUUUGUGUCUUGAUAGGUGCGGUAUUUGUAUUGUCUUUCUAUAUUAUUGGUAAAGAUUUUUGGUCCUACACUGAGAGGGUCUGGGAAGGGGUCUUUUCACUUCUUUCAAGCAUUAUCAUCACUGUCAUGGGCAUUGGUCUCUUGAGAAUUAAUAAGGUGAUGAAAGUUAAGUGGUGGGUCAAGCUUGGUGAUGCCUAUAAUGAAGGUGAAGGUGUAGAUGGAGAUGUUGAUCAAGCCACUUUAUUGGGAGCUGAAGAUUCCAAUGGUGUUGCAGACAUUGCUAAUGCCAAUGAAUCAUCAAAGAAGAAGGCUCCACUCUCGAAAAGAUACUUUCUUGCUAUUCUCCCGUUUGUAACCACCCUCAGAGAAGGGUUGGAAGCCGUGGUCUUUGUAGGAGGUAUUGGAAUGUCCCAACCUCCAAGUUCACUUCCAAUUUCCAUUCUUGGUGGGAUUACCAUGGGUGCAAUCGUGGGUUAUGUAUUAUACCGCGGAGGUAACCAUAUGUCACUCCAAUACUUUCUCAUCUUCCUGACUUGUUUCCUCUACAUGGUUAGUGCAGGUCUCAUGAGUCGUGGUGUGUGGUUUUUGGAGCUUGAAUCGUAUGUUCGUAAGUGUGGAGGGCUCGAUGUAUCCGAGACAGGUAGUGGACCUGGCUCUUACGAUAUCAGCAAGUCGGUGUGGCAUGUUAAUUGUUGUAAUGGGCUUACUGAUGGUUGGUGGAUGGUUUUCAAUGCUAUCUUUGGCUGGACUAAUCUGGCCACAUAUGGUAGUGUUGGAUCAUAUUGUGCUUACUGGAUUUUGGUAAUUACCUGGUUAGAAGCUAAAUUAUAUGAAGAAAGAGAGGGUUACUUACCAUUUAUCCCAGUAAAAUGGCAAUUAAAAAGAAUAAGAAAAAGAGUAAUGUUGUUUGAAGCCAGAAAUGGCGAAGCACGUACAUCUUAUGAAAGAAUAGAGGGUAGCGAGAGAGGUGAUAGCAUUGAUCAAAGCAUAGAAGAAGAGAGAGGUUUGUUAACAUGAUAAGAGAUAUACUUGCACA
Molecule: messenger RNA, 1288 nt
Organism: [Candida] anglica
Lineage: Eukaryota; Fungi; Ascomycota; Pichiomycetes; Serinales; Debaryomycetaceae
Source: the annotation of a GenBank genome assembly